This is a messenger RNA of Pneumocystis jirovecii RU7, 312 nucleotides long. RefSeq lists its product as uncharacterized. Gene Ontology annotation, biological process: base-excision repair; mismatch repair; nucleotide-excision repair. The transcript is spliced from 4 exons. Gene Ontology annotation, cellular component: nucleus; site of double-strand break; DNA replication factor A complex. The coding region runs from base 1 to 312 and encodes 103 amino acids. The record is from RefSeq and is a predicted model, not a curated record. Gene Ontology annotation, molecular function: single-stranded DNA binding; damaged DNA binding. NCBI's taxonomy places the organism in Eukaryota, Fungi, Ascomycota, Pneumocystomycetes, Pneumocystales, Pneumocystaceae.
AUGGAUAAACCAACACCUAGAAUCAAUGCAUCUCUUUGUGAACAAUUUGUUGAUCAAACUGUACGAAUGAUCGUGAAAGUUAAAAAAUUAAAAGGAGAUACUGCAUUAGUAGAUUCUUCUGGAUUAAUAGAAGUCCAUCUAAAUCGAGAUUCUAAUUUUAUUGAAGGAAAUACAUUUGAAAUAAUAGGCAAAAUUAAUCCAAAUCUUUCAAUAAAUGUUUUAACUUCUAUAAAUUUUGGAAAAGAUAUAGAUUUCGGAGCAGUUGAUUCAGUUGUUGAAAUAUCUCACAAAUAUCAUGAAUUGUUUUAUUAA